GCGCACUUCUUUUGAGCCACCUUGCCCCACGUCUUGCCCCAUCUGUACUGUACACACACGCCCGCGCCAGCUCUAGCGUGCGACGACAGCAAACCUUCCGCUAACCGCACUUGGUCCCUAGGUCGCGCGACGAAGCUCUGACCCGAACUUCAGCCGCGGCAUUCCCUUUUGCAACCUGCAGCGCUUCCUCACGAGUCACAGGGGUUCCAACCUCUGCUUCGACUCGCCCUCCCCUGCGCCCGCCACUCAUCCGUACAUUCGCGCUCUGAUGCUUAGUCUCGAGCCAUUCCAGUGUUCUAUGUUGGUGCAUGUCCUACCCGGGCACUAGCCUAGCUAGAUAGCCUGGGCCCUUCCGUGGGCCCUUCGUCGGCCAGGCCCGAGCAGAGCCGCGGGAAGCUGUAGGAGGACAGCGUGUUUUCAUUAUGCGCGUUCAGAUAACAUACAGCUUUGGUAACAAAGGUGCUGUGUACUCAUCCCUGUAAGCGGCCCGUGUCCGCGUUGAGUCGGCCCAAAACGGCCUGUCUCAUUGCAUUUCAUAGCACGGCAAAUCGCGCGCUUCGCUCUCUCUUAAAACUUUGAUGGCAGCCUAUUGUGCUCAUGUAUCAUAGUGCAUGAUAUCUCAACGCCACGCAUUGAAGUCACAUUGGCCCCACUCUGCUGCCUUCAUCCAUUUUGACUAGUGGGUUUGCGCAGCUGCCGCAGAGAAGUCCUGCCUCUCGCUUCGUCUGUCUUUCUACAACCCCUGAACACUCUGUGCGGCUCCUUGGCGUCCUCGCGAGAAGCGCAGAGGCCAGGGUUCUUUUCUAGGUCGCGAUUAUGGAGCCUGAACAACAAAGGCCCUCAUCAAAGCGCGUGUCUUUGACUGAGGUGCAGAAUGGUGGCAAGGUUGCUCGCACCACGGUCAUGAUGGCACCAGAGCGCACAGCCCAGGGUCCGGCCCCAAAUCUCCCGCCGGUUGAACAGUCGACGGCGGCAACCAUGAGCGGCACUGCCCGCGCUGCUCAACAACCGCCUCGGGCGGCCGCUAGCGCUCUUGGCACCGGCUCACGGGCGGGUCGUGUGAGCGCGGAGCAGGAGAGCGAUGACGACUUGGAUGGCAGUGGCGAUGAGGAGGGGCCGAGCACCGACGACGACCAGCGCGACGUGAGCCGUGGCGGCGAUGAAGGUGCCGCGGCUGCGACGGUGAAGGUGCCCAAGGGAGAGCGGAUCAUCAUGGUGCACGUGCCGUCGGACAUGCAGGCGCUGUCGCAACCGCAGCCGGCAGUGACCCUCACGCAGCGUGCCGUGCGGUCAGGAAAAUUUCAGCCGGGUGACCUCGUGUACUUGACGGCACGCGAGAAGGGCCAGUUUAACCAGUACAUCGCGCCGCUGCUACCGCGUGCCUCGCACACGCUGCCGGGCGACACCAGCGCGACGUGCUUUGCACUGGCUCGUGUCAAGGCCGUGCGCGCCGCUGGCGCUGAUGAGGGUGGAGGCCAAGAUGCUGACAAAAACCGCAAGUCCUGCGUGGAGCUGGAGCCGGGCUCAAUGGUGUGGAUUCGGGUGCCAUUGAAGCAACUGCAGUCUGACCUGGGCUUGCCCGAGACUGCCGCGACCCGCAGUCGUUCCACCAAGAAGUCUAACAUCAAGGUCCAGGUGCGCUACUACGCGCGCGUGGUGCGGGAGCAGGUUGGGCGUGCGGAGGAGGCCGCCGCCGCCGCUGCCGCAGGCGCGGCGGGCCGGCUGCCGCCCUCCCGCCUCCAGGGCGAGGUGCCGCCCUUCCCCGGCGGCAGGUUCCUGACGCUGCUGGCUCAGCUUGGCGCGGUCAACCGCGCCGGCACGGCGGCUGGCGGCGCCGCCGACGCAGCGGCGGCGGGUGUGGCCACCAGGAAGGGUGCGGCGGAGGACGCGCGGAGCGCCGCCGGCCGCAUGGCCAACCAGCAGCAGGUGAACGGCGGCGGCGCGGCCGCGGUGAUCACCACUCCUGGUCGCACACCUACCGCGGAUGCUGCCGCAGCGCAGGGCGCGGGCCCAAGCAGCACCGCCGGCGUGCCCAGACCCGCGCCGGCGACAGCGGUGCUAGCCGCCGGUGGUCACCAGGCGGCGCCUGCCACGGAGCAGCAGCAGCUCCAGCCGCGGGAGCUGCUGCCCGACUUCGAGGACAGCCGGAUGGGGGACGGCGCUGCGGACGUCUCGGGCGGCGUGUCGGUGGCCGCGCAGGGCGCCAUGGAUGACGCCGAUGACGCUGGGCUGCUGCAGCGCGGGCGGCGCCGCAGCAGCGAGGGGCGGGCUGGAGGUACCACGGCGGCGACCGCACCUGUGCCCCAUGCGGCGGGUGCCGCUGAUGUGGUGAUGGCAGAUGGCGCGGCGCACUCAAGCGGUGCCGAAGCUGAGGUCGCAGCGGCGCGCCUGACGCCGGAGCCGGUGAUGGAGGUGGAGGACCAGCAGCAUGUGGAGCUGUUGCGUCAGCGCAAGGCCAGGAAGCUGGAGGUGGAGGAGGCUGCGAGGAAGUUGGAAAUCAAGGAGCAGGAGCUGCUGGUUGCCAAGGCGCAGGCUACCGCUGCGGCCCUUGAGCGCGAUGCCGCAAAGGCCGCUCAGGCGGCGGCGGAAAAAAGGCGCGACGAAGAGGCAGCCAGGGCGGCACGCCUGGCACAGGAACUGGAUAAGUCAAUGGCUGCAGAGAAGACGACGGCAGAGGAGGUGAUGCGGCUGCGUCUGCAGCUGGCACAGAUGACGCAGAGCCGCGACACCCACAAGCGGCGGUACGAGGAGCUUAGCAAAGUGGACGACAUGUAAGGGCGGCGGUGCUCUUAUACAUGCUGCGCCCAGUGAGGCUGGAGGGUGGUGCAUGGCAUCUGUGUCAUGCGUCAGUAGCGCCUGUGUACGUGAGGGGUGGGGUUUGGAGUGUGGAUGAAUGGCACGUUGUUGCGUUGUUACGUUCAGGCUUAAGGCCGAUAAGGUCCAGCCAUCGGGUGUUGCUUGCCAGUCGUGGGGCGGGGCGGGGCUCUGGACGCAAGCUCGGAUGGGGUGUGCAGAAGUGCGCGACUUGGUGUCGAUUGGGGGAAGUCAUGAUGCAGGCUGUGAAUGCCUGCAACGCAGUAAUCCCGUGCGAUCCGGGGGCAGCGAGUCGCUGUGCGUAUAUUGAGCAGGGGUGCUCUUUGAUCAUGAGCAAGCUGUGCAUGCGCCUUAAAGACAUGGGCAGGAGUCUGUGCAGCAGUGGUGCGGUGAGCAUGUUGCCGUGAUUGCCUUUAUUGCCGUUUGCGUUUGGUAAAUAUGCCAUACAAGCUAUUCGGGCUUCUGGUAGCCCAAAGGCCGUGGGUGAUGCGAUGCGGCUGUGAAGCACGUGGUAGUGCAUUGGGGUGUGUGAACGGAACCAUACUGACCGAUAGCUGACGUGUGUGUACUCCAGGACGCUUCUAGAUACCGUGUUCAAGCCAUUUGUCAAGGCUAAUGGAUGUGGAGGCACUUGGGGACGGUCAGUGUGAUGUGGUUUAAAGCACGCCUAAUGCGGCAUGGGGUAUUCCUCGGCGGGAAUGGCGCCCCAGGAAGCUUGUGCGUGGCUGUCGGCGGGCUGUACUUCUACCAAACCGUACACGUGUUCGGAAGGGUGUUUGUAAUACAGAAACUGCCGACAACCAGUUGGCAACUUGAAAUAGCAGCUUCUUCCAAGAGUUCCG
This is a messenger RNA of Chlamydomonas reinhardtii, 3656 nucleotides long. RefSeq lists its product as uncharacterized. The record is from RefSeq and is a predicted model, not a curated record. The transcript is spliced from 6 exons. Lineage: Eukaryota; Viridiplantae; Chlorophyta; Chlorophyceae; Chlamydomonadales; Chlamydomonadaceae. The coding region runs from base 817 to 2775 and encodes 652 amino acids.